Messenger RNA from Oncorhynchus mykiss (rainbow trout), 1765 nucleotides. RefSeq lists its product as uncharacterized. Gene Ontology annotation, cellular component: cell junction. NCBI's taxonomy places the organism in Eukaryota, Metazoa, Chordata, Actinopteri, Salmoniformes, Salmonidae. Gene Ontology annotation, biological process: regulation of epidermal cell division; keratinocyte development. The record is from RefSeq and is a predicted model, not a curated record.
AAAAACUCCAUAGAAAGGCAGAAACUUGUGUGCAGUCUUCAUAGGGCUAACCCUCCUGAAUGGGAAUGCAAAACCUUUUUUUUCUGCUUACAUAUGUAAUCACCGGUAUUGCACUUUUACGACGGUCCCUAAACCACCUGAGCGCCAGAAACAGAAUAUUGCCUUCUGUUCGACCCUGUUAAGGGAAAACUUCGACUAUCGGUAAAAACAAAAGGUGUAUUUUGCUCUCUACCGUCAUCUGAUUCUAGAUAUUACCCUAGGACGUUCGGUUGGACAGCUAUUGACGAGCGAACUCUGAAUAUCUAAAGUAGCCUAAAAGCGAAUUUACUGCGGUGAUUUUGGUUGGAGUAACUCUCUCGCUUUAUUACCUUGUCGCGCAGGUGAAAAUCUGUUGUAGGAAGCGUUUAAGAAACGAAACUAUGCCGCGUCUUUUUUUGUGGGUAAUUGAAUAAAAAAAAUACAAAUGUAAACUCUUGCUCUUUAUGGAAUAUAACCACUCGGAAGAAAACUCGGUGGAGAACCGCAAUCACCCUUCGAAUGCCGCCUUGGCUCUAGUGAGCCACCAUGCCCAGCAGCAUCACAGGGAGCCCCAGACCCUGGUCAGAGCCAGGGGGCCAGGUCGGCCUCAUCCCUGUGGAACCCAACCAUCUCCUCUACAGGGGCAGCAGCACCAGCCAGGACUCCUGCUAUGAGGAGCGAUGUGUGGACCCGGUGGAGUUGAGGCACCAGGGUCCCAGGGGGACCCACCACAAGGCCCACCACGGGGACGUGCAGAGCAAGGUGGCUGAUGAGACCAUCGGCUUCAUCCCCGGAUCAGCAGACUCUCCUCCAGGGGAUCACGGGUGUGGUCCUUGUGCCCCCUCCUCCCCAGGCAGCUGUAAGAACUGGGUGUGCAGCGUGCUGACCUGUGGACUCUACAUGGUGUGUCGGCGCACCAUCCUGGCCCCCAGUCCCACAGGGAGGUCCCCAGAUGACGAUCAGGAGACGGUCAACCUCCGGGGUCUCCAGAGCCACCCUGGGGCCAACGUCCCCCAAACCAGGAAGGAGGGCGGGGGUAGUGACUCUGAUUGGUCGGAGGACAUCUACAUUAGAGGGGUCAAAGUGGAUAUUCCCAGAAUGGAGGAGGAGCCAGUGGUCAUUACCAGGCCUCUGUUACACAAUGGAAGAGGUGGAGGAGGGAGACGGUACAGCCCUCCAUCCUACUCCUGGUAUGAGGGGGAUACGGGUGAUCUGAGCAUGGGUGACGUGGACUCUCUGAUCACCCAGAAGCUUCUGGAGCUGUACUCUGAGUAUCAGAUCGAUGAGCUGGCCCACUGCACCUCGGACUCAGUGUUCCUGAAGAAGACCGGUGAGAUCAGCCAGCUGAUCAGUGACCUGGCCGAGGAGCAUCAGCUUGAUGAGCAGGACGCAGAAGGUCGACUGGUCAAGGGCAUCAUCAGGAUCAGCACUAGGAAGAGCAAGAAGAGACCUCCAUACCGAAGGUCACAGAGGAGAACCUCCGACAGCGGGAACGAAACUAUGAGCAACUACCAAACAUCAACCAUCAGCAAUAACAAUGAUUACGAUAUCCAGAUCUCCAAGGAGACAGAUUCUGAUAUGAACGCUAGGAACAUGAGGAUGACCAGUGGAGCAGCAGAAAGUUCUGAACGUCAGAUGUCUGUGUUAGGCAUGCCCCUGCCCGGGACUUCAGUCAGAACAUGAUGAUCCAUCUUCAACACUGCUGAUACCAUGGAGCUACUCACCAGUCUCCAGCUGAAGAGGUUGG